Nicotiana attenuata is the source of this 1797-nucleotide messenger RNA. RefSeq names its product myb-related protein 315-like. The transcript is spliced from 3 exons. Bases 275 to 1000 code for a protein of 241 amino acids. Lineage: Eukaryota; Viridiplantae; Streptophyta; Magnoliopsida; Solanales; Solanaceae. The record is from RefSeq and is a predicted model, not a curated record.
AUUUUGUUAAUUGCAAAUAGUCUUUUUUGGCAAUGAUAAGGAAACCAGACAUAUUGAAUUUAGUAUUGUUUCAAAGGUUGAUUCUUUCUUCUUCAAUUAUGAGUAAACUCAUACAAGAAAUGGUAUUUUUAAUCUAUGAUAUGAGUUGGCAGAAUCUUUGCUUUUGUUUAUAAGCCACAUUUUGGCUGCUGAUCCCAAGUUUAAUUAAUUUCCUUGACUGAAUGAAACUUGUUCAAGUUUAGGUUUAGGAAUUUUCUUUUAGUUCCCCAAAAAUAUGGGAAGACAACCUUGUUGUGAAAAGAUAGGACUCAAAAGGGGUCCUUGGACAAUUGAAGAAGAUCAUAAGCUUAUGAAUUUCAUCCUCAACAAUGGAAUACAAUGCUGGCGCCUUGUACCAAAAUUAGCAGGGCUAAUGAGAUGUGGAAAGAGCUGUAGAUUAAGGUGGAUAAAUUAUCUAAGGCCAGAUCUCAAAAGAGGAGCACUGUCAGAAGCAGAGGAAGACAUGAUCAUCAAGCUUCAUUCUCAGCUUGGCAAUAGGUGGUCAAAAAUAGCCGCGCAUUUUCCAGGGCGUACAGACAAUGAAAUCAAGAAUCACUGGAAUACAAGGAUCAAGAAGAAGCUAAAGCUCCUCGGCUUAGACCCUUUAACACACAAGCCCAUUGAACAACCUGAUCAUCAUAAAAAUGACGAUAUUAAGCAAAAUGAUUCUUCAGAAAAAGAAGAGAUCAAUGGGAAGCUGGAAUUGCCAGAAACUUUACCUUCAGUAGACUUUCCACAGGAGCAGAAGAAUAUUCAAAAUUCAACAUCUAGUUCGAGCUUAGAUGAAAUGAAUGAGAGUAAUUUGGAAAUGGGGUCAAAUGAGUUGUUCCAAAAUUCAGACACUUUGGAGACAUUUUCCAGCGACAUGUAUAAUCCAGGACUUGAAGAUCCUUUCCAGAAUUGGAUAGGUAGCCCAAUUCAUUGGAAUCUUUUCGACAACUUAGACGAUAAUUUUCUAUGAGGAACAAAAAAAUUUAUUUAGAAUUAUUCCCUUGCUUCCGGUUAUGUUGGUCGGAUCCUCUAAAAUUGCGGUUGCAUCUAUGUCGGGACCUCCAAAAUAUGUAACUUUUGGAGUAUCAGGACGGAUGUAGUGGUAUUUUAACGAUCCGAGCAACGUAUGCUCCCACUAUUCUUGUAGAGUUGAGUAUUAGAAAAUCUUUUCCGUUCAACAGUACAAUCCAGGCCUGAUCAACAUUAUUAUUUCCUUGGUAUUUGGACGGAUGGUUCUUGUUUGAAUAAAAAUCUUCAUACUGUCACCUAGAAUAUCUUUACAAGACAAAAAAGUUGGUUGUUAAAUAAAGAGUUAACGUCCUAAAAUCUCCUUUAACAAUAGUAUACGGGUAAAACUGGGCUCAUGGUAUAUUCCGGUCUCCGAUAAGAUAAAUCAAGCUCGAGACAUGAUGACAAGGGACCGGAAUCAAGGCAAGGGUCUCAUCGAGUCAGAGCCCGGGGGCAUGACACCCACCCUCAAGAAUAUCGGGGUCAUGAUCCGGGAUCGGUCCUAACCCUGAAAGACUUCGGAGAAUAUUAUCAAGCAAUGAAGCACAACCAACAGAAGGCCGUAAUAUCUGCGACCGGCCGGAUAUCACGGCGUGGAUCUCGGCACGUAUCGAUGAAGAAACGGCAAUUAGUUAAACAGAAGAUUUUUUUACCUUUUAUGGAGUUGUACCUAGAGUAGGACUUCCCUACUAUAUAAAGGAGGGCCUGAUAAUUCAUUAGACGUAUUGUAACACGUAUUCAAAAGCAAUAUACUACUAU